AUGGCCUCUGCCAGCAGGUUCUCUGAAGAGGAGUUCCAGGAGGCCUGUGCAGAACUCCAGCGUCCCCGGGUAUCAGGAUGGGAGAUACCUGUGGUCACCUCAGUCAUUAAGGUCUACCAGUGGCCACUGAAAAAGACUGGACUUCAUGAGUAUAAGGUCUCUGGUAUUGUGAGAUCUCCACCAGAUCUACUUGCAGAUGUCUAUAUGGACUUAGGCUAUAGAAAACAGUGGGACCAGUAUGUCCAAGAACUCCGUGAAAUAAAAGUCGAUGGAGAAGAAGCAGUCUAUUGGCAAAUGAAGUACCCUUUUCCCAUGUCUAACAGAGAUUGUGUCUAUGUGCGGCAGCGGCGAGACCUGAAGUUUGAAGGGCGGAAGGUCCACGUGAUCCUGGCCCAGAGCAUCUCUGUGCCAUGGUUUUCAGAGAAGUCGGGCAUGAUCCGGGUGAAGCAGUACAAGCAGAGCCUGGCAAUCCAGAGCUAUGACACUUGGAGCAGUGAAGUUUUCAUGUAUUACUUCAAUAACCCAGGUGGCCAAAUUCCGUUCUGGAUCCUUAACAAUUUCACCAAGAGUGAAAUUCCUGGCUUUCUCAGAGACUUGGAGAAGGCCUGUCUGAAGUACCACAGAGCCGAAGGGAGAGAUUUGUGA
This is a messenger RNA of Capra hircus (goat), 645 nucleotides long. RefSeq names its product phosphatidylcholine transfer protein-like. The record is from RefSeq and is a predicted model, not a curated record. The transcript has 6 exons. Gene Ontology annotation, molecular function: phosphatidylcholine binding; phosphatidylcholine intramembrane carrier activity. Bases 1 to 645 code for a protein of 214 amino acids. NCBI's taxonomy places the organism in Eukaryota, Metazoa, Chordata, Mammalia, Artiodactyla, Bovidae.